Emiliania huxleyi CCMP1516 is the source of this 2650-nucleotide messenger RNA. RefSeq lists its product as hypothetical. The transcript has a single exon. The record is from RefSeq and is a predicted model, not a curated record. Bases 89 to 2485 code for a protein of 798 amino acids. Lineage: Eukaryota; Haptophyta; Isochrysidales; Noelaerhabdaceae.
UGCCCCCACCGCUUCCGCCAAACUCCCCUGCACCGCCCGCUUCGCCUCCUCCGCCUUGCCGGCAGCGGCGCAGCGGGCGCGCUGGGCAAUGUCAGCCUUCUCGCUCGUGGCAGCGCUGGCCGGCACAGCGCAGGCCAGCACGGAGCCUCCUCACUCGAGCAACUCCUCCUACUUCAUCACUGUCACAGCUCAGUCGCACGCCGGCUGCGCCGCAGAGUGCGUGGCUGCCGGUGGCGCCCUCGCGUGCAUAGACAGCGACAGCGACACCGCCGCCGCCGCCAGCCUCUUGCUUGAGACAGAGACCUACGUUGCCUGGUUCGGGCUGCACCAGUACCCGACCGACCAGGGCGCCGAGGCUGGGUGGAAGCCGUCUGCGCUGCGCUGCGACCCAGGCUACCGCAAUUGGGCCUUCGGGCAGCCAAACAACAGGCGAGUGGACGAGGACUGCGCCACCGUGCAAGGACCGUCGGGUAAGCAGCGAGAUCAGCCGUGCGAGUGGCGCUUCCACUGCCUCUGCGAGCGCUCUGCCGAGAUGUCGCCCGACUACGCUUCUGACUACGCGCUUGCCGACGAGGCAGCCCGACGUCGGGCGACGCCACUGUUCGUCGCGUACCUGGCUGGCUGCGGCGGCUUCUCGUUGACGCUCCUCGUCCUCGUCCUCGUCCGCCGCUGCCACCGGCGCGUCGCGGAGGAGACGGCCACCUUUGACGACGCUCAGAGCCAGCGCGCCUCGCUGCGAGCGCCAGCAACCGGGCGGGCGGCGGCCUACAGCAAGCUGCGCCGGAGCGAGGCGGUGCGGAAGCGGCUGCGGGGUGCGACGAGGCAGAACCGGAGGCUCGCUGCCGAUGCCAAGGAGGCGGUCCUCGCCCUGGCAGCGACGUGCAUCGUCUGGGGCGUCACUCCGUGGCUGAUGUACUCGGCGGACGGCGGCUACUGGCCCACUCGUCUCGCGCACGUAAACCCCAUCUCCCUAGUUUGCAUCGCGAUCCCGGCGAUCCCGCUCUUCUUCCUCUCGCUUCGCCCAACGGACGUGCAGGAGAUUCGCGUUGGCUGCGCGCUCUUCCUGAUCGGCUGCCUCGGCCUGGCGCUCUACGGCCCGUGGGUCGCCCGCUCGUUUUCGACGGUCGCGCUUUCAGACCCCGCUGGCCUGUGCUGGUACUACGCCGCGCAGUCCGUCAUCGGCCUCUCCGGAGCGGCGCUCACCGCGUACGCGCUCACCGCUCGCACGCUGCCACCCCGACAGCAGCUCGCCGUUCUGCUCGCGAGCGCGCGGCUGGUGCUCGGCAUCCUCGGCCUGCUCGUGCUGGGCUACUUUGGCCUGCGGGCGGCGCGGCUUGAGAAGCCGUACCGGCACCAUCCAUCCUUCCUGCCCAUCAUGGCGGCCGGCGCCUCCCUCGUCGGAUCCUCUCUCUUCUUGCUCAGCCCUUGGCUUCGCGGCCAUGCGCUCGCGGCGCUCGGGCGGCUCGGGUCAACCAAGGAGGAGCGGGAGGCGGCGCUGCUCGCGUCGCUCUGCUCGUUUCGCCGCCGCAUGACGCAGAAGGAGCUCCUCCAUGUGGCGGAGGCCGAGUUCCGCUGCAUCCGAUUCGACCGCCUCUGCUUUGAGGAUCUGGCGGAGUGCUCGCGCGGCGGCGCAAACUCCGCGCCGUCCAGCCGGCGCGAGGGCUCCGCAACAUGCCCGUCACCGGUCGGGCCAAAGGCGGGCGCCGCGGACUUUGCCGAGCGCACGGAGCGGUGCGGGCUAGGCGAGGUGGACUGCUUCAUCAGCCACAGCUGGCACGACCCGCCUGCCGCAAAGUGGGAGGCGUUGAAGGCGUGGGCCAGCACCUUCGAGGACCGGCACGGCCGGACGCCGAGGCUCUGGUUCGACAAGGCCUGCUUGGACCAGGACGACAUCACUCGCGCCCUCCCCUGCCUUCCCAUCUUUAUUGCUGGCUGCAGAUCACUCCUCAUUCUCGCUGGGCCGACGUAUGCCUCGCGCCUGUGGUGCGUCAUGGAGCUAUUUGCCUACCUCAAGAUGGGAGGCAGGCGCGAGGCCAUCACGGUGGUGCCCAUCGCCGCCUGCGCCACCGAGGAGGGGCUGCAGACCGUCUCGGAGUCCCUCGCCGCCUUUGACGCGCAGCAGGCGCGCUGCGUGCUCCCGGCCGACCGCCACCACUUUCUCGCCGUCAUCGAGUCGAGCUACGGCUCGCUGUCGCAAUUCAACUUGUGGGCGAGGACCGUCCUGGAGGAGCGCUCGACGCGCCGCUCGCCCGCCCUCCAGCGCAGCGCCGCGCGGUCGUGCGGGACGGAGGCGUCCAGUGGUGGCACGCCGCGGCGAUCAGUGGUCUCCACUGCCGCCACUGUCGUCAGCGUUGCAGAGCCCGCAGUGGCGACCGACGUGGGGGGCGAGGACGCGGACGCCGCCAGGGGCAGCUGCGGCAGGGGCAGCUGCGGCAGGGGCAGCUGCGGCAGGGUCUCGUCGGUUCGCUUCUGCGACCAUGUUUAACGUUAUUAUUCAGCCUUGACGCCUGCUUCACAGUGAGUCGUGUGCUUUAAAAAUCAAUUUGCCGCCAUGCAUUCGAGGUCUCACCUGUGUCGCGUGCCUGUCGGGUCGGCGAGAUUUGAGAGCACCUUCGCUGUUAUGUGUUAAUUAAUAAUACAAACGGAUGGU